Diversispora eburnea is the source of this 228-nucleotide messenger RNA. The record is from the annotation of a GenBank genome assembly. NCBI's taxonomy places the organism in Eukaryota, Fungi, Glomeromycota, Glomeromycetes, Diversisporales, Diversisporaceae.
AUGUCAGCUAAAUUAUCUUUAGAAAUUGCGCAUACCAGAAAUGAUCAUUAUGAUGCACAUACAAAACUACUUUGGCGUUGUGAGAAAUCUCAUAUAUGGGAAGCCUCUCCACAAAGUAUUCUAAGAGGUCAUCAGGGUCGAUAUUGUAGUGGUACUGCGAAACUUAAUAUUGAAAUUGCUAAGCAAAUCGCACUAUCGAAACAAGAUCAAUGUACAGUAUUUUUCUGA